AUGGCGUUCGGUGCGAGAUCGUGGGACCACCCGCCCCUCCACCGCCCCCGCCCCCAGCCCCAACCCCAAUACACGUCAACGCCUUCUACGGGCCGGAAAUCCAGCCUUGCUAACCCCGUGACUGAUUUCGUCACCCACGUGGAUACAGUGAAUCAAUAUGCCCCUAUCUACAAGACUUCAGUGGUCUACGUACCUUUUGCGACGACAAUAUAUGACAAAGCCUACGUGACAGUAGAUCAAAAUAUUUUGAGAACUGUUUACACGACGGCAUUUGAUUAUCAAACCGAAUAUGCCACUGAGGUUAGACAAAAGGUUUUCUACAAAACAAUCACUCAAGUAUCGGAAGUCCCUGAGACCGUAUACGUCACAGACAUCCAGCUCAGGCCAGACCCUUCCACCAUCACUGUCUUCCGUACUAUUACUCGAGAUGCAGCUAGGAUUGCCCAGGUCCCCAGAGGAAUCACUCGUACUGUGAACCAGCAGAAGAUAUACACCAAGACAGCCAUAGUCCCACGUGUUGUAGACAGGACCGUUCAAAAGUUCGUCACUGUGACAAACCCUGUUUAUAAGACUGUGACAGUGACUGAGGUUCCCCCACCAGUCAAGCUAGGUCCUACCAUCAUCCAAACUCUGACUGCGAAAGAAGAGCACUUUACUCCGGCUGUCGUCGUAGACACUGUCUUCAUUACUAAGGCUGCUACUGUGAUCGAUCAACAGGCAGUGCCAUACACAGUGACAGUAGAUGGACCUUGCGGACUAGCCGGUAUUGGAGCUGGAGGAGUUGGUCUUGGAGGAGGAUUGGCCCUAGGAGGAGCAGGAGGUGGACUUGGGCUAGGAGGCGCAGACCUUGGACUUGGUCUUGGUGGAGUUAGUUCUGGACUUGCACUUGGAGGUGCAGGGGUAGGAGGGCUUGGGCUGGGAGGAGUGAGUGGGGGAGUAAGCAAUGGAGGGGUGGUACUUGGGGUAUCUGGUGGUGGACUCAGCCUUGGAGGGGGUGCAGCUGCUCCGCUAAGUCUGACGAUAGAUGACGAUGAAUUGGAUUUGCAAGCGUUAAUUGGAGGAGCAGGUGGUGGUCUUGGGCUUGGAGGACUUAGUGUUGGCCAAGGGUUGGGAGGAGUAGAUGGGUUUAGAGGAACAACCAAUGACCUUUUCCUUGAAGGAGUUGGAGGUGGUGUAGACCUUGGAGGAUCUGUCGGAGGAAUUAAACCUGCAGUAGCAGUUGGUGGAUUUAAACCAGGAGGAGCAGUUAGUGGAGUUAGCCUGGGGGGAACCGGAGGUGGAUUUAAACCAGGAGGAGCAGUAAGUGGAGUUAGCCUCGGGGGAACAGGAAGUGGUUUAGGACUGGGAGGAGCAGGAGGUGGGGUAAAUCUUGGAGGAAUAGGAAGUGGAGUAGGUCUUGGAGGAUCAGGGGGUGGAUUUGGACCUGGAGGAGGUGGAGGUGGAUUAGGGCUUGGAGGAUCAGGAGGUGGAAUAGGUCUUGGAGGACCAGGAGGCGGAUUAGGCCUUGGAGGAUCAGGAGGUGGAGUAGGUCUUGGAGGACCAGGAGGACCAGGGGGUGGAUUUGGACCUGGUGGAUCAGGAGGCGGAUUAGGCCUUGGAGGACCAGGGGGUGGAUUUGGACCUGGAGGAGCAGGGGGUGGAGUAGGCCUUGGAGGACCAGGAGGACCAGGAGGUGGAUUUGGACCUGGUGGAUCAGGAGGCGGAUUAGGCCUUGGAGGACCAGGGGGUGGAUUUGGACCUGGAGGAGCAGGGGGUGGAUUAGGCCUUGGAGGACCAGGAGGACCAGGAGGUGGAUUUGGACCAGGAGGAGCAGGGGGUGGAGUAGGUCUUGGAGGACCUGGAGGAGCAGGAGGCGGAUUUGGACCUGGAGGAGGAGGAGGUGGAUUUGGACCUGGAGGAGCAGGCGGUGGAGUAGGCCUUGGAGGACCAGGAGGUGGAUUUGGACCAGGAGGAGCUGGAGGUGGAGUAGGUCUUGGAGGACCUGGAGGAGCAGGAGGCGGAUUUGGACCUGGAGGAGGAGGAGGCGGAUUUGGACCUGGAGGAGGAGGAGGUGGAUUUGGACCUGGAGGAGGAGGCGGUGGACUGAACCUUUCAAUAGAUGAUGAUGAUUUCGAUCUGGAUGACGACGACAACAGCCUCGUCCUCGGAGGGGGAUCUUCAGGAUUAGGAGCCGGCCUCGGGCCAAUCGACGUCAGAUUAGGCGGAGAUAAAGGCAUAGGAGGCAGUAAGAUAAAAGUGGAUACGUAGUGAACCGACCCUUUGGACUGCCCUAAAACUCCUCAGGGGGCCCCAUUAAGUUUUAGAUGAAGGUUUAGAUUAUGUCUAACCCCUGGGUUCGAUUAAGUGUAACCACCUCAUCUUGAUGGGUAGGUAAGAGAACAAGCCUUUGGAGCAGGACCUAGGCUUAAAACUAGGCUGACCAUCUUCCUAGCUGCAUAAAGGUAAAAGAAAGUUUAAUACUAGUCUUAGAAUCUUCUGUAGGAUGGAAAAAUUAGGAGAAGUGAGCUUGAGACAUGGUUUACUUUCUAAACUUGAAGUGAAAUGUCCAAAAUUCUUGAAACAAGUCUUUGCCACUUCUUCGGAAACUUGAGACUAAAUCUAGCCUCAUCUCUAGAAGUGGACAAGUCUGUAAACAAAGUUCAGGCAUGGUCUUGCUACUUAUCUACAAGUAGAUAAGUAGAACCAAGCUGUUUAACAUAGUAUGUUUCAUGUAUUUGAAGUGUUCUAUCAAUUUCCAAGCAAAAAAUAACAGUUUACUUGUAAUCAAGAUGUGAAGUUUUGCUGCUCAUUCUCUACAGUCAGGGUUUGUAAACUUUCAGUAUCUUGGCAACUAAUGUUAGUCAAUACUCCGUCUACUGAUGUAAAUCUGUUGCUUAGACCCAGUAAGGGUACAAGCGAAAUACUUUCACAUAUACAUACAUAUACGAGUGUAUAUGUAUAGCAUUGUGAUGUAUGCUCAUGUUGUUAUUGUAAGAUAUAUUUCUGUUGUACAUUAUUUUGUGUUGUAUAUUAUUCUGUGAGUGAUUUUGAUAUGUGUAUAUUUUAAUAAAACGUUAUUUGUUAUAAGA
Messenger RNA from Macrobrachium nipponense, 3068 nucleotides. RefSeq lists its product as uncharacterized. The transcript has 6 exons. Bases 1 to 2247 code for a protein of 748 amino acids. NCBI's taxonomy places the organism in Eukaryota, Metazoa, Arthropoda, Malacostraca, Decapoda, Palaemonidae. The record is from RefSeq and is a predicted model, not a curated record.